Sinocyclocheilus anshuiensis is the source of this 4262-nucleotide messenger RNA. RefSeq lists its product as uncharacterized. Gene Ontology annotation, molecular function: small GTPase binding; GTPase activator activity. NCBI's taxonomy places the organism in Eukaryota, Metazoa, Chordata, Actinopteri, Cypriniformes, Cyprinidae. Gene Ontology annotation, biological process: regulation of GTPase activity. The coding region runs from base 65 to 4246 and encodes 1393 amino acids. The record is from RefSeq and is a predicted model, not a curated record. The transcript has 10 exons.
GUCUUAGUUGUCUUCCCUCCCAUCAGAGGACAACGGCACCUUUGAGUUUGGCAGAAGCGUGAAGAUGUCUGUUAAAUCAGACCAUAGCAAGGAUGAGGAGGGGAAUCAUGGGCCGGAGGUCACGGUUAUGGAGACGAACCGCUUCGGCUUCAUUCUAGGGAAUGGAGAAACUGACAGUGAUGGUCCAUGUCCUGAGUUAGUGAGACAUCGAGAGUCCAAGUGGCUCAACCUCAUGACUCAAUGGGAGCAAGUGAUGGAGAAAAAGAGCAACAAGGUCAAAGGUCAGUGUCAGAAGGGCAUCCCAGCAUCCGUCAGGGCAAAGGGCUGGCCACUGCUCUGUGGAGCUAAGGAUAGAAAAGAAAAAAGUCAAGAACUCUAUAAACGUCUAGUUGAAGCUCCAGAUCAUCAGGGAUGGACCGAUAUCAUCAAAAGAGACACAGACAGACAAUUUCCCUUCCACGAGAUGUUCCAGUCCAAAGACGGUCAUGGUCAGAAGGACUUGCUGGAGGUCCUGAAAGCGUACACUCAGUAUCGUCCAGACGAGGGCUACUGUCAGGCGCAGGGUCCAGUGGCAGCUGUCCUUCUGAUGAACAUGCCUGCCGAGGAGGUGUUCUGGUGUCUGGCGCAAAUUAGUGAGCUCUACCUCCCUGGAUACUACAGCCCUCUGCUGGAAGGUGUUUUAUUCGAUGCUGCUGUUCUCUCAAGCGUGUUAAAAAAACAGUGUCCUGCCGCACACAAACACCUACAGAAUCAGGGUGUGGAGCCUCUCAUGUUUGCCACUGAUUGGCUGAUGUGUCUGUACAGCCGUCACCUGCCCUUCGACACUCUGCUCAGAGUCUGGGAUCUCUUUUUCUGCUGUGGUGUGCGUGUUUUGUUUCAGGUCGCUGUGGUGCUGGUGCGCCGCUGUCUGGGAGAAGGACGGCUGCGAAAAGAGUGUGACGGACAGAUGGAAACCCUGGAAAGACUGCGAGGUGUUAAACAGCGUGUUCAACAUGAGCAGGCUGAUGCCUUUAUCCAUGAGGUAUGUUCGGUGUCCCUGUCCUGGGCGGACCUGCAAAAACAAACUGAGAAAGAGCUGGAGAAAUGGAAAAAAGAGAGACCAAACUCGACCUUUGACCCGCGAGGGCGCUGUCACGGAUACCGAAUGGCAUGGGAGAGAGCGCAGGACAAACAAAAGGAACAUGAAAAGAAGGAGCGACCGAAGGGAAGCCUGACUCUUCCUCUCAUGCGCUCACAUUCUUCUCUUUCUCCUUCAGUUCUGCGCAAGAAAUGGAGAAAGAGGAGCAGCAAGACUGACACAGAGGAGUGGGACGGAGGGGGUAGAAAAUUCUCACAAAGUGUGAUGGAGGAAAGUGACGACGAGGAGGUGAGAAGGAGGAGUGUGUGUGGUAUCGUUGGGGAGCAAAGGGCCAAAAGGGACAGGCUAGCGGACGAACUCUGCACACACAAAGAUCACAGCACACAUCCCAACAUCUCAGUGGUGGUGUCCUCCACUAUUGACUGUGAUGUCUUUGAGAAAGAGCAUACAGAAACAUCUUUGAACCAACAGAAAGUUCAUUCAGAAACAACACGAGGUGAAGAGAAAGACAGGACCGCUGGGUGUGAGGUUGAGGAAAGCAUACAGACACAUCAUCACAUACAGGACACAAAUCAAGAUGCACAGAGUACAGAAAUGCAAGGACAUCAGGUUGAACAGAAUAUAGAAAAAGACAAAACUCAAGAUGAUCAGAACACAGAAGCACCAACAAAUCAAAAUGAACAGAAUACAGACAAACAGACGUGUCAAGAUGAAAAGACUCUGGAGACUGAGAGAAAUUUAGAGGCAUGUGGGGAAAGUACAUCACAGGAAGAAGACAUACAGACUGACUCCAGUAAACAGGAAGAGGAAAUACAACCAGACAGCAACAUCCAGGAAGAAGAAAUACGAACAGAAUAUUGCAAACAAGAAGAAGAAACUGAAGAAAAUAGGUUGCCAAACAUCAUAGUGACUGAAGAAAAUGAGGAAAAUAUCCCAGAGAAAGAGAUACAGAUACAUGUUGUCCAGGAGGAAGAGAGGUCUCAAACAUCUAGAGAUCAACAUGAAGAACAUGAACAUUUGGAAAGGCCAAAAGACAGUUUGUUCAUACACACAGCUAUAGAAGAAGAUGAGGAGACUCAGCCUACUGGUGAAAACCGUACUGAUGCAGACAAGGAGGAAGGGAUUCAGCAAGAGUUUGAUGUUCUCCCUGAGGAGACCACAGAGAUAUCAGACCCUUUAAAGAUGUAUGAGGAAAAAGAUGACAAGAGAUUGGAGGAAGACAGACAAGAUAUAAGCUUAGAAGAGAGUGACAGUCACUCUCAUAGUGCUUGUAAAGAAACAGUGCAACCAUCUGAAGCAGCGCUAACGUCAUCCUCUUUAAAAACUGAACAAGAAAGUGAAAGAGAGCAUCUGGACGGAUCAGCAGAUGCACUACAGCAAUCCCAAUCAGGCGAAGAAGAGCACAAUGACAUGGAUGCUACUGUUACUUCCAAAGAGUUGGAGCAUUGUCCAACAGAUCCCACUGUGGAGGAUGCAGUAGGAUCUGGCAACCCAGAGCAAAGUGAAGUGGAUUCUGCUGAUGGCACCAUCAUCCUUGAACCUCAGGAUGCAACAGUAGCAUCUACACACGCUGUUGGCACAUGUGGUAAUAAAGAAAUCAGUGAGAUCAAUCCCAAAAAUAGUGACGUAAAUGAAUCACCUGAAACUGAAAAUAUAGCAUGUUGUGAAGCCAAUUCUGAUGAAUCAAGCAAACUCACAAACAAUGUAGAGGAUGAUAUUUGUAGAUCUGUCUAUGCGGAAAGCAACGAAAUACAUGCUGCUCCUGGAUCAGGAAAACCUGAACGCAACACAAUAGACAUCACUGCCGAAUCUGGCAAACUAGAAAGCAAUGGAAAGGAAAUUGCUGCUGGAUCUGGCAACCCAGAGAGCAACAGUGUGCCUGUUACAAGCGAAUCUGGCAACCCAGAGAACAGCACUGUGCUUGUUAUAAGUGAAUCUGGCAACCCAGAGAACAACACUGUGCCUGUUACAAGUGAAUCUGGCAACCCAGAGAGCAACAAUGUGCCUGUUACAAGUGAAUCUGGCAACCCAGAGAAUUCUGCUGUUGGCAACCUUGACAACAAUGAUGUGCAUGUUACACCGGGAUCUGGCAACCCUGAAUGCAAAAUGACAGAUGUUACCACUGACACUGAAAAACCAGAAAGCGAUGGCAUGGAAGUUGCUGUUGGAUCUGACAAUUUAGAGAGCAAUAUAGUUGGUUCUCCUGUUGAAAACCCAGAAUGUAAUGAUGUGCAAGUUACAACUGGAUCUGGCAACACAGAGAGUAAUAUAGUGGAUUCUGCUGUUGGAUCUGGCAACCCGGAUCACAAAGAAGUGCAUGUCACAAAUGAAUCAGACAACUCAAAGACCAGCAGAGAGCAUGUGACCACUGGAUCUAGCAACCCAGAACACAAUGUGCCUUCUACAGGUGAAUCUGGCAACCCUGAGAACAAUAUAGUGGAUUCUGCUGUUGGAUCUGGCAACCCAGAUUACAAAGAUGAUCAUGUCACAACCAGAUCUGACAACUCAAAAACCAGCAGAGAGCAUGUAACUGCUGGAACUGGCAACCCUCAUAACAGUGAAUGUGCAAUACCAGGAGACAGCCAAGGGUUAGAGUCACACUCUUCAAUUCAAUCUUCAAAAUCCCCAAACGUCCCACCAGCUCACCUCUGCGUGCGCAGGACUUCCAGCUCGCGGGUUUCCUAUCCCACAAUCCUCUCUGAGGACACCUUCAAAGAGCCACAGCAGCAAGAACACACACAUUCAGAACAGACAACAGACACACCAACACAAGACACACACGCUCAGUCCAACUCACUGACAAAGGCAGGCACCCCAAAACGUCUGGGUCUGUUUCGCCGUCUCCGAGGGGAGACCAAUAAAGCCCCCGUCCCCAAAAUCCUCAUCCAGGACUUUAGCAAUAAAGAGGAGGGGCUGACGGCGAAAGAGAGGAGGAGGAGAAAGAGAGAGAAAGAGCAAAUAGACAGAGAAGAGAAAGACAGAAAGAAACAAGAGAAGGAAAUGGAAAAGGACAAAGACAAAGAAAGGAAAAAGCCUCAGACAAGAGGAAGGAGCUUCCAGGUGCUCAGCAGCAAGGGUGCUGAUAAUGUCGUGUCCCCUGGGAACAGUAAUUUUCAUUCAUCUCACGCCAGGAGAAACUCUGCCCCUUUUUCUGACGGAUAUUUUUAAAUAAUCAGAGACUCGA